Molecule: messenger RNA, 612 nt
Organism: Prunus armeniaca (apricot)
Lineage: Eukaryota; Viridiplantae; Streptophyta; Magnoliopsida; Rosales; Rosaceae
Source: the annotation of a GenBank genome assembly
AUGGCUAACACCAGCAAUAAUGCCGCUGGAGUAGAUAAUACUUUCAGAAGGAAAUUCGAUCGAGAAGAGUUCUUGGAGCGAGCUCGUGAGCGUGAAAGACAGGAGGAGGAGGGGCCGCAUAAAUCCAAAUCUAAAGGCCCGCCGGUGCAAAGGAAGCCAUUGAAGCACAGAGAUUAUGAAGUAGAUCUCGAGUCUCGCUUGGGGAAAACACAGGUUGUUACUCCAAUAGCACCUUUAAGCCAGCAGGCUGGAUACUUCUGUUCAGUUUGUGAGUGUGUUGUAAAAGAUUCUGCAAACUACUUGGAUCAUAUCAAUGGCAAGAAACAUCAAAGAGCUUUGGGUAUGUCUAUGCGGGUAGAGCGGGCAUCUCUCCAACAGGUUCAGGAGCGAUUUGAAAAGCUCAAGAAGCGGAAAACUGAUGGCACUUUCACAGAGCAAGAUCUUGAUGAGCGGAUCUUGAAGCAGCAGCAAGAAGAGGAGGAGCGGAAGCGCCAGCGUCGAGAAAGGAAGAAAGAGAAGAAGAAAGAGAAGGUAGUAGAAGAGGAAACUGAAAUGGAUCCUGACGUUGCAGCUAUGAUGGGAUUUGGUGGAUUCGGUUCAACCAAGAAGUGA